Capsella rubella is the source of this 1721-nucleotide messenger RNA. RefSeq names its product rho GTPase-activating protein 3. Gene Ontology annotation, molecular function: GTPase activator activity. The coding region runs from base 220 to 1584 and encodes 454 amino acids. Gene Ontology annotation, biological process: signal transduction. Lineage: Eukaryota; Viridiplantae; Streptophyta; Magnoliopsida; Brassicales; Brassicaceae. The transcript is spliced from 5 exons. The record is from RefSeq and is a predicted model, not a curated record.
GAAUCGUCCCUUUGUUUCUACGCAAAUUAUUCUGUAAAAUUUUCCUUCGUUUUCUCACAUUUUCUUUCUCACCAAACAAUCCCUAGCUAGCUUAUAUUUCUCUUUCUUUCUUUCUCUCUCUCACGCACAUUCAAAGCUUCUUCUUCUUCUUCUUCUUGACUCUACCAUUACCAUUACAUUCCCUGACAGACAAAAAAAAAAAAAGAAAAAGAAAACGAUAUGACUAACUUCUCCCGAUCCAAAUCCACAGGAACUAUCGGGUUUAAACCCAGCCGACCCGGUCCAGAUAUAUACGAGAACAUCUACAACGAUGACGACGAGUACGAAGAAGAAGAACAUAGCACAACGAGCACAGACUACUACGACGCUUCGACGCCGUUGAGCUCACACGAGUCAAGAUCCGGGAACGGAUCCGGGUCGGGUCAGUUAACGAUCGUAGACCUUCUUGCGGCGGUUCUGAGGAAGUCGCUGGUGAUGUCGUGUACCAUGGAGAGAGGGGACGAUGACGUGGCGGCGUCUUCUAUGGAUAUAGGUUGGCCGACGGAGGUCAAGCACGUGAGUCACGUGACUUUUGACCGGUUUAAUGGUUUUCUCGGUCUUCCUUCUGAACUCGAACCGGAGGUUCCUCCUCGAGCUCCUAGCGCCAGUGUAAGUGUAUUUGGAGUAUCGGCGAAGUCAAUGCAAUGCUCAUACGACGACAGAGGGAACAGUGUCCCAACAAUUCUUCUCAGGAUGCAAAGACGUCUAUACACCGAAGGAGGUCUUAAAGCAGAAGGAAUAUUCCGAAUAAAUCCAGACAACGGCAAAGAGGAGCAUGUCCGGAGGCAGCUAAACCGCGGUGUGGUACCACGUGGAAUUGACGUUCAUUGCUUGGCCGGUUUAAUAAAGGCGUGGUUUAGGGAGCUACCAACAGGAGUGCUUGAUGUGUUAACACCGGAGCAAGUAAUGAGGUGUAAUACAGAGGAUGAUUGUAGUCGGCUCGUGACUCUUCUUCCUCCCGUUGAAUCUGCGCUUCUUGACUGGGCCAUCGGUCUAAUGGCUGACAUCGUGGAGCAUGAACAGUUCAACAAAAUGAAUGCUCGCAAUGUAGCUAUGGUCUUUGCCCCAAACAUGACUCAAAUGGCAGAUCCUUUAACUGCAUUGAUUCACGCAGUGCAAGUGAUGAACUUUCUCAAAACUUUGAUCUUAAUGAACCUCAAAGAGAGGGAAAACGCAGACGCCAAAGCAAGGUGGCUCGAGAAACAAACAUCUGAACCUUUAGAAGAAUGGGAAUCGCAACACUCCGAGAUAUUAAGUCCUGAGAAACCCAACAAUAGUAACCCUAAGUUCUUGAGAGUGGCUACUCUGUGUAGGUUAGAGGCUGACAAUGAAGAAGAGUAUUUGAACGUGAAGAAGAAAAACGAUCAUGAAGCUGUUUUAGAUGCUUCGUCGGGUAAUAAAAACACCAAACCUGUACAGAGGUUGAGUAAGCAUCCAUUGUUUCAGUUAAGCAAAGCCACGAAGAAACCUUUUGUAAGUAAUCGAGAUGAAGGAAGAAAAGGACGUGAAGCUUGGGGUUCACGUCUCUCUUCUUUGCCUUGGUAAAAUUUUCUUACCUCGCUUUAUUGUUUGCUGUUUUUUUUUUUUGAGAGUGUAAAAAAUAUUGUGAAAUAUGAUUAUAGAUGUUAGUUGUUUGAAAUAGGGAUAAAUUUUAUAUCCAACAAUUCAGAAGUGGAAAAAAA